AUGAGUGAGGAGCAUCGAAAUACAGAGGUACCUCCAAAGAAAGAAGAACUUCCGAAGAGAAAGGAGCCAUCAAAGACAGAUGAAUCUUCAGAGGCAGGCCAACUUUCAAAGAAAGAUGAAAAUUCAAAGACAGAAGAGCUUGCUAAGACAGAAAAAUCUCUGAAAACAGAGGAACCUCCAAAGACAGAUGAACCUCCUAAGACAGACAAUCCGUCUAAGAGUGAGGAGUAUCUAAAUAAAGAGGUACCUGCAAAGAAAGAAGAACUUUUUAAGAGGGAGCAGACAUCAAAGGCACAUGAAUCAGAGGCUGGCCAACUUUCAAAGAAUGAUGAACUUUCAAAGACAGCAGAACCUUCUAAGACAGAAGAAUCUCUGAAAACAGAGGAAUCACUGAAAACAGAGGAAUCACCAAUGAAAGAGGAACCUCCUGAGACAGAUAAACCUUCUAAGAGUGAGGAGCAUCGAAAUACAGAGGUACCUCCAAAGAAAGAAGAACUUCCGAAAAGAAAGGAGCCAUCAAAGACAGAAGAAUGUUCAGAGACAGGCCAACUUUCAAAGAAAGAUGAAAUUUCAAAGACAGGAGAGCUUCCUAAGACAGAAAAAUCUCUGAAAAAAGAGGAACCUCCAAAGACAGAUGAACCUCCUAAGACAGCCAAACCUUCUAAGAUAGAGGAGUAUCUAAAUAAAGACGAACUUCCAAAGAAAGAAGAACGUCCUAAGAGAGAGGAGCCAUCAAAGACUGAUGAAUCAGAGGCAGGUCAACUAUCAAAGAAAGAUGAACUUUCAAAGACAGGAGAACCUCUGAAAACAGAGGAAUCUCUGAAAACAGAUGAAUCACCAAAGAAAGAGGAACCUCCUGAGACAGAUAAACAUUCUAAGAAGGAAUCAUCAAAGAAAGAGGAACCUCCUGAGACAGAUAAACCUUCUAAGAGUGAGGAGCAUCGAAAUACAGAGGUACCUCCAAAGAAAGAAGAACUUCCGAAGAGAAAGGAGCCAUCAAAGACAGAUGAAUCUUCAGAGGCAGGCCAACUUUCAAAGACAGGAGAACCUUCUAAGGCAGAAAAAUAUCUGAAAACAGAGGAACCUCCAAAAAAGGAGGAACCUCCUAAGACUGAAAAACCUUCUAAGAAGGAAUCAUCAAAGAAAGAGGAACCUCCUGAGACAGAUAAACCUUCUAAGAGUGAGGAGCAUCGAAAUACAGAGGUACCUCCAAAGAAAGAAGAACUUCCGAAGAGAAAGGAGCCAUCAAAGACAGAUGAAUCUUCAGAGGCAGGCCAACUUUCAAAGACAGGAGAACCUUCUAAGGCAGAAAAAUAUCUGAAAACAGAGGAACCUCCAAAAAAGGAGGAACCUCCUAAGACUGACAAACCUUCUAAGAACGAACCUCCAAAGAAAGAGGAACCCCCUAAGACAGACAAACCUUCAAAGAGUAAGGAGCAUCUAAAUACAGAGGCACCUCCAAAGAAAGAAGAACUUUUUAAGAGAGAGGAGACAUCAAAGGCACAUGAAUCAAAGGCAGGCCAAAUAUCAAAGAAAGAUGAACUUUCAAAGACAGGAGGACCCUCUAAGACAGAAGAAUCUCUGAAAACAGAGGAAUCAACUAAGAAAGAUGAUCCUCCUAAGCCAGACAAACAUCCUAAGAGCGAGGAGCAUCUAAAUAUAAAGGUACCUGCAAAGAAAGAAGAACUUUUUAAGAGGGAGCAGACAUCAAAGGCACAUGAAUCAGAGGCAGGCCAACUAUCAAAGAAAGAUGAACUUUCAAAGACAGGAGAACCUUCUAAGACAAAAGAAUCUCUGAAAACAGACGAAUCUCUGAAAACAGAGGAAUCACCAAAGAAAGAGGAACCUACUGAGACAGAUAAACCUUCUAAGAGUGAGGAGCAUCGAAAUACAGAGGUACCUCCAAAGAAAGAAGAAUUUCCGAAGAGUAAGGAGCCAUCAAAGACAGAUGAAUCUUCAGAGGCAGGCCAACUUUCAAAGAAAGAUGAAAUUUCAAAGACAGGAGAGCUUCCUAAGACCAAAAAAUCUCUGAAAACAGAGGAACCUCCAAAGAAAGAUGAACCUCCUAAGACAGACAAACCUCCUAAGAGUGAGGAGCAUCGAAAUACAAAGGUACUUCCAAAGAAAGAAGAACGUCCUAAAAGAGAGGAGCCAUCAAAGACAGAUGAAUAUUCAGAGGCUGGCCAACUUUCAAAGAAAGAUGAACUUUCAAAGACAACAGAACCUUCUAAGACAGAAGAAUCUCUGAAAACAGAGGAAUCACCAAAGAAAGAGGAACCUCCUGAGACAGAUAAACCUUCUAAGAGUGAGGAGCAUCUAAAUACAAAGAAAGAGGAACCUCCUAAGACAGACAAACCUUCUAAGAGUGAGGAGCAUCUAAAUACAGAGAUACCUCCAGAGAAAGAAGAACUUCCUAAGAGAGAGGAGCCAUCAAAGACAGAUGAAUCAGAGGCAGACCAACUUUCAAAGAGACGAGAACCUUCUAAGACAGAAGAAUCUCUGAAAAUAGAUGCAUUACCAAAGAAAGAGGAACCUCCUGAGACAGAUAAACAUUCUAAGAGUGAGGAGCAUCUAAUUACAGAGUUACUUCCAAAGAAAGAACUUCCUAAGAGAGAGGAGCCAUCAAAUCCAGAUGAAUCUUCAGAGGCAGGCCAGCUUUCAAAGAAAGGUGAACUUUCAAAGGCAGGGGAACCUUCUAAGACAGAUACAUUUCUGAAAACGGUGGAACUUUCAAAUAAAGAGGAACCUCCUAAGACUGACAAACCUUCUAAGACAGAAAAAUCUCUGAAAACAGAGGAAUGUCUGAAAACAGAGGAAUCAUCAAAGAAAGAGGAACCUCCUGCGACAGAUAAACCUUCUAAGAUUGAGGAGCAUCGAAAUACAGAGGUACCUCCAAAGAAAGAAGAACUUCCGAAGAGAAAGGAGCCAUCAAAGACAGAUGAAUCUUCAGAGGCAGGCCAACUUUCAAAGAAAGACGAACUUUCAAAGACAGGAGAACCUUCUAAGGCAGAAAAAUAUCUGAAAACAGAGGAAUCACCAAAGAAAGAGGAACCUCCUAAGACUGACAAACCUUCUAAGAAGGAAUCAACUAAGAAAGAUGAUCCUCCUAAGCCAGACAAACAUUCUAAGAGUGAGGAGCAUCUAAAUACAGAGGUACCUCUAAAGAAAGAAGAACUUUCAAAGAGAAAGGAGCCAUCAAAGAUAGAUGAAUCUUCAGAGGCAGGCCAACCUUCAAAGAAAGAUGAUCUUUCAAAGACAGCAGAACCUUCUAAGACAGAAGAAUCUCUGAAAACAGAGGAACCUCCAAAGAAAGAGGAACCUCCUAAGACUGACAAACCUUCUAAGAGUGAGGAGCAUCUAAAUACAGAGAAAGAGGAACCUCCUAAGACAGACAAACCUUCUAAGAGUGAGGAGCAUCUAAAUACAGAGAGACCUCCAGAGAAAGAAGAACUUCCUAAGAGAGAGGAGCCAUCAAAGACAGAUGAAUCAGAGGCAGGCCAACUUUCAAAGAGAGGAGAACCUUCUAAGACAGAAGAAUCUCUGAAAAUAGAUGCAUUACCAAAGAAAGAGGAACCUCCUGAGACAGAUAAACAUUCUAAGAGUGAGGAGCAUCUAAUUACAGAGUUACUUCCAAAGAAAGAAGAACUUCCUAAGAGAGAGGAGCCAUCAAAUCCAGAUGAAUCUUCAGAGGCAGGCCAGCUUUCAAAGAAAGGUGAACUUUCAAAGGCAGGGGAACCUUCUAAGACAGAUACAUUUCUGAAAACGGUGGAACUUUUAAAGAAAGAGGAACCUCCUAAGACAGACAAACCUUCUAAGAGUGAGGAGCAUCUAAAUACAGAGAAUGAAAACAAAGAUGUUGAAACAGCAGGAGCCAAAGCUGAUCAAGAUAAAAUACAGCAUCUAUUUCACAGACUUAACCUUGAAGGCAGACGCAACAAUAAACUGAGAGCUGCAGAUGUUCUUCAGAUAACUGAACAUUCGUUACAGUCUCAUGAGUCUUGUGUUGAAGAGGAGCUGGUUCAGACUUUCAUUGAAAAAAUACUGAUGAUGGACUACAGAGCAAGAUUCAUCAGUGUUAAAGAGACAAAUGAACAGGAUCAACAGAGAGAUGCUUACUCGUCUGAAGAUGAGGGUGAUUUGUUUGAAUGUGUUCUUCACAUUACUUCGUCAAACACAGUAACAGGCCAAUCUGAGCGAGUUCACCCAAUGGAUGUUCAGAUGGCGGUGUUUCAUUGUGCUGAUGGUUUCCUGAAGCAGCUGAUGGUGACUAAACUGUCCCAGUGUCAGUACGCUCUGCCUCUGCUUGUUCCUGAUCCAGUCACAAAACAGAUUGAGUUUCCUCUCUGGACAUUCAGACAAAUCAACAAGAGCUGGAAGAUGAGAAACACCAACAAUGAGACCAUCAGUAAAUCCCAGCCGAUCUACAAGGCACAAACUCCAAUGGUGUUUUUCUUCAGGUUUGCCUCUGUGUCUUCAUCCAAGUCUCAGCUGAUGAACAGUCUGAUCAAUGAGAAACACAACACGUUCUUCCACAGGAACUGUCCAGGCAGCAGCAGAUCCAGAGUCCUGAUGGAUGGAGUGGUGGAGAUCGCCUGGUUCUGCCCCUCUGGGAAAAACACAGAUCAAUUCACUGACUGUGUUGCCUUCUGUAAUCUACACGGUGAUGCAGGAGACCAUGAGAAACAGCUGCAGAUCCUCACUGAAAUGGCUUCAGUCAAUGUUGUUCUUCUACCACGACUGGACAGGAAUGACAUAAGUGCAGCAAUGAUGAAUAACCUGUUUGGAAACAAAAAGCCACUCAUUUGUCUUUUUACGGAGGAUGAAUUUACUGUAAUGAAGAUGAAGAAAAGAAAAUUCAAAAUCGGUUUGAAAUACAGAAAUCAGUCAGAUGUGUCUGAAGAACUUAGAAGAAUUAUAAAUGAGUGUCUCUCAGAAACAUCUUCCACUUUCAGACUUGAAGAUGUGUCCAAACACUCAGAUAUCAGAGUAGAUGAGGAAGAUGAUGACAGCAGAAGAGGAAGAGAAGCAGCACAAAAGAUGAUGUGUUUACUGGAGAAGAAAGAUCUGACAGAAAUCAAAGAAUCAUUUCUGCCUCAUCAGGGGAAACUGUGGCAUCAGUGGAGUCAGAAGAACAAAGAACUACAUCGACCUCAAGGAGAAGAAAUAAAAAUGGAAAUAAGUGCAAAAACAAUAGAAAUGAAUAAAAUCCGAGGAAAGCAGCAUGAAUCUGACAUGAGUGAGUUUUUGAAGAUCUUUAUUAAAGAAAUGAACUCACAUAAUGAAAAUGGAAAGAUGUUUUUCCUCAAAUGGCUCAGAAUCCUGUUGGAUGAACAUACAUCAAGUGACCUUUCUGGGCUUCUUCACAAAUAUGAUAAAGCAUGGUCAGGAGUCUUGAAACUGAAAGACAGCAGUAAUAAAUCUGAACAACAUAAAGUUAAACAAACUGAACUUGAGAAGAUAUCUGAGGAGCUUCAAGCUGCAGCCUUUGGUUUGGAGCACAUCAUGAGGGAGAUCGGUCAGAUCUAUGAAUCAUGUUCAUCUGUGCAGGAGAACAAGAAAGAUCUGGAGGUUCACUUCUCUUCUCUCCCGAGUCUUGCAGCAGAGAUGAUGAUCUCUGGAUUUCCUCUGGAGCUGAUGGAUGGAGAUGCUGCUCAUGUUCCUGUGAUCUGGAUCUCUGCUGUUCUAGAUGAACUCGUCCAGAAACUGGGAGACCAGCGAGUCUUUGUGCUGUCAGUUUUAGGAAUUCAGAGCUCUGGGAAAUCCACCAUGCUGAAUGCCAUGUUUGGACUUGAGUUUGCCGUCAGUGCUGGAAGAUGCACCAGAGGAGCUUUCAUGCAGCUGGUCAGAGUCUCAGAUGCGAUGAAAACACAGAUGAAGAUUGACUUCAUUCUGGUUGUUGAUACUGAGGGUCUUCGUGCUCUAAAACUGUCUGGAAGAUCAACAAGAGAUCAUGACAAUGAAUUGGCCACAUUCGUCAUUGGAAUUGGAAAUCUGACCUUGAUAAACAUCUUUGGAGAAAACCCAUCCGAGAUGCAGGACAUUCUUCAGAUUGUUGUUCAGGCCUUCAUGAGAAUGAAGAGGGUCAGGCUCAAUCCCAGCUGUGUGUUUGUGCAUCAGAACGUUUCAGAUGUCACAGCUGAAGAGAAAAACAUGGAGGGAAGGAGACGACUGCAGGAGACACUGGAUGAGAUGACAAAACUCGCUGCUAAAGAUGAAGUCUGUGAUGCAGAAUGUUUCAGUGAUGUCAUUACAUUUGAUGUUCAGAAAGAUGUGAAGUAUUUUGUUCAGCUCUGGGAGGGCAGCUCACUAAUGUCACCACCAAACCCAGACUACUGUGAGAACAUUCAAGAACUAAAGGAAUCUGUUAUUUCUCAUGCCGCAAAAUCUCAUGGAAUUAUGCUGAAAGACUUAACAGUUCGUGUUGAAGAUCUCUGGAAGGCUUUACUGAGUGAACGAUUUGUCUUCAGCUUCAGAAAUUCUCUGGAGAUUUCAGCCUACAGGAAACUGGAGACCGAAUACAGCAAGUGGUCCUGGAGUCUUCGCAGUGCCAUGAUGGAAACUGAGAACAAACUACACAACCAAAUAGAAAAUGAAGUAAUUCAUGAGGUUGAGAGAAAAUAUCUUGAAACACAACUGAAGAAGACAAGUGAAGAAGUAGAACAAUCAAUGUUUGAUUUCAUUGAAAAUGACAAAGAUAAAGACAUACUGAUUCAGUGGAAAACAUCAUUUAAAAUCAAAAUCGAAGAACUUCAGGAAAACAUUGUGAGGGACACAGAAAAGAAACUAAAUGAGGUUCUUAAACAGCGAGACUUGAAGAAAGAGAUUGAUGCUCAGAGGAAACAUCGUGAAGACACGCUCUAUGAAAAGAGCAAAGAACUUGCCUUAGAGCUCAAAUAUAAAAAUAACAAUGAAGAAACAUUGAAGAAAGAGUUUGAUUCCUUUUGGGAACAGUGGAUAAAGGAGAUCAUCACAGACACCUCUCCGAUAAAAGAAAUUAACAUAAUGAGAGAUGUGAGAGAGAUCCUCAGGGACAUCUAUGGAAGUGUUAUAGAUCACUUGAGGGAGAGCAAUGACUACAAUAAAGUUGUCACUGUGCAGAGUUAUUCAGAAUAUGUACAGUUAAAAAAAAACAGUGGAUUUAAAGGACAGGUUAAACAUGCCUUCAACUCAGCUUUAUGUUUUGAUCCUUUAUCUAAUGAGGAUGAAACCCAGAUAAGAUCAUUUGUCACAGAUGUUGUUCAGCAAACAGACAAAGAGAUUCAGUCAUUUAACAUUUCAAAGAUGGGCUACAACAAAAGCUGCAUUCAACAACUCACAGGUUACAUCAAGGCAAGAAUAAUACAACAUGAGGAAGGAUGCCUGAAAUAUGUGUACAAGAAUGAAUUCUUUAUGGAUUUGGUUCUUACCAUCUGUGAGAGAGCAAACGAGAUGAUCACUGACCAACACACAAUGUUUACAGAAGCCAAUAAUCCUGUCAUAUAUGUUCAGAAAAAGAGAGAAGAGUACUAUAGUAUUUUCCAGAAAUACUGUCAAGGAGCAACAUCAGCUGCUAUUUGUGGUGAGAUCAUCUGUCAGAAACUGAAAGAGCCCAUUGAGCAGAGUGUCUACAAGAAGACUGCUAGAGAUCUGGCAAAUGAAAUGAGAACAGAAUGUCCAUCACUGAAAGAAAACCGAUUAAAACUGGAGAAGCACAUCCUGGAGACACUGGCAGAAGAGGAGGACUUUGACAAAUACAUGAACUACAUUCAUAAUCCCAGAGAUCACUUCAAGAGUUUCAUUAGAGAUGAAGUCAAUCGAUAUUUCACUGCUAAGUUCAGUGACAGUGUUUUACCCAAAAUGAUGGAGAACACUGAACUCCUGCAGCAGAAGAUCAUGAAAGCAGCUCAUGAAUCUAUUGAACAAGUUCAAGAAAAGAGAGGAGAUAAAUCCACUAAAUAUGUUCAAGAGAACAGAGGAGAUGUUGGUUUGUGGUUAAAGAGUUUCACACAGCAUCUCUCAGAUGAGCUGAUCUUCUCUGAAAAAGACCUCAGUGGAGUGAAAUAUGACGAUUUUGAUUUCAAACUCCUAGAAGAUGUGAUGAGAAAAGAACUUGAUCAUGUGAUCUCUAUUUGUGAAAGUAGUUUCAACACAAAUACUUUUAAUGAAAAGCUGGACCUAAAGUUCAGACCAGAUGAGCUUCUGUUUUCUCAUUUCUGUCAGUGCUGUUGGAUUCAGUGUCCAUUCUGUGGAGCUUUCUGCACCAGCACAAUAGAAAACCAUCCUGGUGAUCACAGUGUCCCUUUCCACAGAGUGACUGGAAUUAAAGGAACUUCUUACUAUCAAACAGAUGAUCUCUGUGCUGAUUUCUGCACAACUUUAGUGACAAGUAGAAAACAAUUUCGUGUUUCAGAUAAGAGUUUUCCAUGCAGUGACUACAGAAGUGCAGGAGGAGUUUAUGCAGAGUGGGACAUCACCCCGGACCCUCAUGGACUGCCAUAUUGGAAGUGGUUUGUGUGCACAUUCCAGGGAAAACUGGAAAAUCAUUAUAAUAAAAAAUUCAAGGAUCAGGGCGAGAUUCCACCUGAAUGGGGAAUGAACGAAAAACAAGCUGCUAUUCAGAGUUUGAACAAAAUGAUUGUUACAAACUAAUGGAACUGAUAAGACUUAAACCUCCUUUUAUACCACUCAUUUAAAGAACAAUCUAAAAUAUAAACAUACAAUUCCCCCUACAUUAUAAGACUUGUUGUGGCAGGUGAUUCAUUAGAUGUGCGGAGGAACGCGGAGGAAAACAGGACAGAAUCUCAACCGAUGGAGCAGCAGGAAAUUGUUUUUAGAAUAAGAAUGAUUUAACUUAUGCGAAAAUAGGAGGAUUUGAAUAAGACAAUUAUGAGAAUGCUGAAAGAAUUGAUUGUGUUGGUGAACUUUAAUUUGGAGCUACAAUCUCUCGCAAAUUAUAUUAGGGCUUUGAGACUGCAAACAUCUGCCACUAAACCUGAAAAGCCUUGAAAGGCAAUAAUGAGAUAUACAUUCUGUUAGAGUUUGCUCAAUAGUUAAGACACAUAUGUAUACUUUUUGCUAACUGUAUCAUGAUUGUGUGAGGAAGUGCAUUUUGUAAUAACGUUGCAGAAUGGACCUUCUUUCUUAAAGUGUUGUUUUGUAAUAUGUUUUAGCUUAGAUGUGUUGUUUUUUGUGACUAUAAAUCAUUGUGGUUGGAACACAUUCGCCGCCGCAAUUUGGAGUGAAUAUUUUAUGCUAUUUACUUUUAUUGUAAUUUGCUUAAUGAGUUAUUGUUUUAAUAAAGUGAAACCAUUUCCUAUGGUGAUGCAUUAAACUUCUUUUUAAAACA
Molecule: messenger RNA, 9325 nt
Organism: Carassius gibelio (silver crucian carp)
Lineage: Eukaryota; Metazoa; Chordata; Actinopteri; Cypriniformes; Cyprinidae
Product: interferon-induced very large GTPase 1-like
Exons: 8
Coding region: 1-8628 (2875 amino acids)
Molecular function (GO): GTP binding
Source: RefSeq, a predicted model, not a curated record